AUGUCAGGCACAGCGAGUUUAGUUCACAAUCUGCCGGCCAGUGGCGACAACAAUCAUCGUGGAUUGCAUAGUUGUAAGUGAAUUGGUUACAUUGCGGAUAGCGAUUGAAAAUUUAAUUUCAGUGAAGAAUCCGCGACGCGCCGCCGACAAUGAGCCACUUCUUCGAUUCCGAGAAGCGAAAAAGGUUCUGGGCGAUGUGUACAGUGAACUGAAGGAUAAUGUGGGCGAGUUGGAAGGUGUAUACAAAGGUUGGUAUUCGAAAAUUUCAAGUCAAUUCAAAAGGAGUUUCAGACAUCAAGGAAAACGAUUUCGUGAGCGUAGAACAGAGAGAAGAAGUCGAGUCGAUAAGGGAUUCGAUAAAAACAAUAAUGGACACGUUCCAAAGAGACAACAUGAAAGUGGUGUUCUUCGGAAGAACGAGUAACGGAAAGAGUACAACGAUCAAUGCGAUGCUUCACGAAAAAGUGCUCCCGCAAGGAAUGGGUCACACGACGUGCUGUUUCUUGCAAGUGGAGGGUUCCGAAGAAGAAGUUGGACACCUUCAACUGGACGACAAUCCGCAAAAGAUUGAUAUGAAGAAGUUGGGAAAGCUUGGGCACGCGUUGAGUGACGAGAACUCUGAUCUGCCAGCUAUGGGGCAAGACUCGCUGCUCCGUGUGUUCCAUCCGAAGAAGAGCGAAUCGGGAGAGUGCCGACUUCUGCAGAAUGACGUCGUCAUACUCGACAGUCCUGGAGUCGACUUGUCGCCCGAAUUCGACAGUUGGAUUGAUAAGCAUUGCCUCGACGCCGACGUGUUCGUGCUCGUCUCCAAUGCCGAAUCCACUCUGACACAAGCUGAGAAGAAUUUUUUCCAUCGUGUUGCGAAAAAGUUGAGCAAACCAAAUGUGUUCAUUCUCAACAAUCGAUGGGAUGCGAGCGCCUCCGAGACGGAGAACAUUGAAGACGUCAAGAAGCAGCAUUUGACACGUUUUAGACAGUUUUUGGUAGACGAACUGGAAGUGUGCUCGGAAAGAGAAGUCAACGACCGCAUCUUCUUUGUCUCUUCGAGAGAAGUUCUUGAGGCAAGACUCAAAGCUCGGGGACUCGUUCAGAAGGCCUAUCAGGCCGAGGGACACGGAACGCGAGCUCUUGAAUUCCAAAACUUCGAGCGUCACUUCGAGCAGUGCAUCUCCCGUUCUGCAAUUCACACCAAGUUCGAAGCACAUAAUCGGCGUGCUCACGAAAUGAUCGGAAAGAUGCGGCUCAAUCUGAACAGCGUGCUCACUUCGGCCGCGGAGCAACGCAACAAACUACAGAACAAUUUGAACGAAUCGACGCGACUUUUCAAUGAAUGUCGUGUCAAUUUCACUCAGUUUGAGAAGGCAUAUCGCGAACAAACAGAACGACUUCGCGCGGAGGUUCAUCUAAAAGUCUCUGCCGACUUUUUCGAGGAAAUAGCUCGUCUCGAUGCGAUCAUCGACCGAUUCGAUCAGUCGUUUGACGGAAGCUCCACGGGCAUGGUUCAGUACAAACAGGACUUGGCAGUGUUCGUAGACAAGUGCUUGAGCACGGACCUGGAAGCUAGAUGCACUGGAGGGCUCAUGUCGAGAAUCUGGAAUCUCGAGAAUGAUAUGUUCCGUGAGUUAUAGAGUUUGUAAAUAGUUAACAUGGAAAUCCGCAUGUUUCAGAAUACGUUACAAAGAUUCUUGCGGAGCCCUAUCAAAAUAAACUGGAGGAAGUCUGGCGGUACCGUGCUCCGUUCAAAUUCAGCAUUUGCGUGGAUGUUCCAGCGCUUGUGAAGUAAUCGUUAGAUUGAUGUUGUUUGAACCAAAUCGUUUAAUUUUCAGCGAUUUCCACGAGGAUCUCGAGUUCCGUUUCACGUUCGGUCUCCACGCAAUGAUCCGCCGAAUCAUCGCCUACCGUAGUGGGCAGCCCGUCACCGCCAUCAACACGAAUCUGUUGACGCCGCUUUCUCUGAAACCGAACGAGAAGAACGUGGUGCGAGACGCGGAAUCGACGGCAGCCGCUGAAGAGCAGGCGAUGAUGACGCAGAUGGUGCUGACUUCGGCCGCCUUCCUCGCGAACGGCAGUCUCGGAGUGCUCGUCGUCGGAGGAAUCGUCUACAAAGCAGUCGGAUGGAGGGUUUGUCUUUUGCAGGAUCCUACAGAAUUUUGAUUAACUCUUUUUUCAGGUCAUUGCCGUCGGUGGAGCCGCCUACGCAGGAUUGUACGCGUGGGAACGAAUGCGUUGGAACUCGAGUGCCAAAGAACAGCAUCUAAAGGAACAGUUCCGUUCGCAUUUGGCCGCCCGUAUGCAACAAGUAUCCACUGCCCACACUCAACAUUGCGAGACACAAGCAAUGAGGUACUGUUCAAAAUAACUCAAUUGCGGUGUGGAACCCCUGUUUUACAGGGAAAUGGACCAAGUGUUCGACGGAUUGAAAGCGACUGUCGGCGGAGUGCACAGAGAAAUGAAGAACGAUUUGGACGGACAGAAGACGCAGAUCGACGCAGUCGACUCGACAAUUCGCACGCUAGGAACCAUAAAGUAAACGAAAUUUCAAAGCUUUCAGAAUCUAAUUUUUCUCAUUUUCAGAGGAAAAGCAGUGUUUCUUCUGCGCAAUCUGGAGCAAUUCGCCUCCUCGUACCUCCGCUCCGAUUCUCCGUCGUCGCCAUGA
This is a messenger RNA of Caenorhabditis sp. 36 PRJEB53466, 2656 nucleotides long. Lineage: Eukaryota; Metazoa; Nematoda; Chromadorea; Rhabditida; Rhabditidae. The record is from the annotation of a GenBank genome assembly.